UGCGCCUCCCCGCCAGACUGCGGUUGGAUUCGCGAAGUUCUCCGCGCGCAGUGAAGCUCUCCUCUUCUCUCGCGCUUGUGGAGCUAUGACCCGCGUGCUGUGAGCUCGAGACAUGGACACCACCGCGCGCCGCAGACUGUCCGCGUGCCUCCUCGUGCUCCAGAUGUUCCAUGGCCAAGCCCAGGAGGACCGUGGAGGGGGCGGGGCCUGCAUACCUGGCUUCCAGGUGAAAAACUACCAGCUGGACUACAGCGGAGCCUUCAGGAAGGACCGGGCCCUGGCCCAACUGGCGUUUGACGACUGCGCGGGGAACGAGGACGUGGCGUUCCUGGUGUCCCACGCGGACUUCGCGGUGGACGAGAACCUGAGGCUGGUAGUCCGGCAGGACGUCCCAUACGGCGGUCCCGUCACCAUGGCGGUCCACGCCGCAGGGUCACGGGCGGAUGACGUUGCCGCGGUGGAGGUCAAAGGUCGACCCCCCCUGUUCACCCCCACCCAGGACGUCCUGCGUCCGCCCCAGGUCCCGGGCUCCAGGGCCAAGAGGUCCCUCCUGGUCCCCCCCAUGAUGGUCACUGAGAACCAGAGGGGCCCCUUCCCAAGGGUCAUCGGCAGGGUGAGCGCCCCGGGGCCGGUCUGGGGCUUGGGACCCAAGGGUCUGUUGCCCCUAGGGUCUGGUCUGUAGCUGGGGACCCAAAGG
This is a messenger RNA of Gadus macrocephalus (Pacific cod), 697 nucleotides long. Its product is annotated as cadherin-13-like. Gene Ontology annotation, molecular function: calcium ion binding. The transcript has 4 exons. Lineage: Eukaryota; Metazoa; Chordata; Actinopteri; Gadiformes; Gadidae. The coding region runs from base 113 to 682 and encodes 189 amino acids. The record is from RefSeq and is a predicted model, not a curated record. Gene Ontology annotation, cellular component: membrane.